GCGAGGGCUGCGGCGGCGGCGGCGGGGCCUGUCGCCGGGGAGCUGCCGCUCAGAUAUGGUCCUGAACAUUGUGAGCACAUGACAUCAAAGAUGGACAACUGGAUCUGUUAUCUGUUGUGAUUGGCCUUAAGCUGACUUAAAACCAUUGAAGAACUUAACAGGAUAUCUUUCAUUCCUGAUUUCUGCCUAUCUAAUUGCCUCACACCACCGGCUUAAUCAUGUAUGGAAGUGCUCGGUCAGUUGGUAAGGUUGAACCAAGCAACCAGAGUCCAGGGCGUUCACCAAGGCUGCCACGGUCACCACGUUUGGGCCAUCGUCGAACCAACAGCACAGGAGGCAGUUCUGGGGGUAGUACUGGGGGUGGGAGUGGGAAAACCCUUUCUAUGGAAAACAUUCAGUCCUUAAAUGCUGCCUAUGCUACAUCUGGCCCUAUGUAUCUUAGUGACCACGAGAACGUGGGUGCGGACACCCCAAAAAGCACCAUGACUUUGGGCCGGUCUGGGGGGCGGCUGCCUUACGGUGUUAGGAUGACUGCAAUGGGUAGCAGCCCUAACAUUGCCAGUAGUGGAGUUGCCAGUGAUACUAUUGCAUUUGGAGAGCACCAUCUCCCUCCAGUGAGUAUGGCAUCCACUGUGCCUCACUCACUGCGCCAGGCCAGAGAUAACACAAUCAUGGAUCUGCAGACACAACUCAAAGAAGUCUUAAGGGAAAACGAUUUACUUCGCAAGGAUGUGGAGGUGAAGGAAAGCAAGCUGAGUUCUUCUAUGAACAGUAUCAAGACCUUCUGGAGUCCUGAGCUAAAAAAGGAGAGAGCUCUGAGGAAAGAUGAAGCUUCAAAAAUCACCAUUUGGAAGGAACAAUACAGAGUUUUGCAAGAAGAAAACCAGCAUAUGCAGAUGACUAUCCAGGCUCUCCAAGAUGAGCUUCGGAUCCAGCGGGAUCUGAACCAGCUGUUCCAGCAGGACAGCAGCACUAGAACCAGUGAGCCCUUGGUGGCAGAGCUAACAGAAGAAAACUUCCAACGACUUCAUGCAGAGCAUGAACGCCAGGCCAAGGAACUCUUCCUGCUACGUAAAACCCUAGAAGAGAUGGAACUGCGUAUUGAGACACAGAAACAGACCUUAAAUGCACGCGAUGAGUCCAUCAAAAAGCUGCUGGAGAUGCUGCAGAGUAAAGGUCUGUCAGCAAAAGCCACUGAGGAAGAUCAUGAGCGAACAAGACGGUUGGCUGAGGCAGAGAUGCAUGUGCACCACUUGGAGAGCCUUCUUGAACAGAAGGAAAAGGAAAACAACAUGCUGAGAGAGGAGAUCCAUCGUCGAUUUGAAAAUGCUCCUGAUACAGCCAAGACAAAAGCUCUGCAAACUGUUAUUGAGAUGAAGGAUUCAAAAAUUUCUUCCAUGGAGCGUGGCCUCCGGGAUUUGGAAGAGGAGAUUCAGAUGUUGAAGUCAAAUGGAGCUCUGAGCACAGAGGAACGUGAAGAGGAAAUGAAGCAAAUGGAGGUGUACCGUAGUCAUUCCAAAUUCAUGAAAAAUAAGGUAGAGCAACUGAAGGAAGAGCUAAGUGCCAAAGAGGCCCAAGGGGAGGACCUGAAAAAAAGAGUGGCUGGUCUCCAGGCCGAGAUUGGUCAGGUAAAACAGGAGCUGUCACGCAAAGACACUGAGUUGCUGGCCUUGCAGACAAAGCUGGAGACGCUCACAAAUCAGUUCUCUGACAGCAAGCAGCAUAUUGAAGUUCUGAAAGAGUCUCUUACAGCUAAAGAGCAAAGAGCUGCCAUCCUACAGACAGAGGUGGAUGCAUUACGAUUACGCCUGGAAGAGAAGGAGACGAUGCUAAAUAAGAAGACAAAGCAGAUUCAGGAGAUGGCAGAGGAGAAGGGGACUCAAGCAGGAGAGAUUCAUGACCUCAAGGACAUGUUAGAGGUGAAGGAACGCAAAGUUAAUGUUCUGCAGAAGAAGAUUGAAAAUCUUCAAGAGCAGCUAAGAGACAAGGAGAAGCAAAUGAGCAGCUUAAAGGAUCGAGUGAAAUCCUUGCAGGCUGACACCACCAAUACUGACACUGCCUUGACCACGCUGGAAGAAGCACUGGCAGAAAAAGAAAGGACCAUUGAGCGCCUAAAGGAGCAACGUGACAGAGAUGAACGAGAAAAACAGGAAGAGAUUGACAAUUACAAAAAGGACAUUAAGGACCUGAAAGAGAAAGUCAGCAUUUUACAAGGAGAUCUCACAGAAAAAGAGACAUCUCUACUGGAUCUGAAGGAGCACGCUUCAUCCUUAGCAUCAUCAGGACUGAAGAAAGAUUCAAGACUCAAGACACUAGAAAUUGCAUUGGAACAGAAAAAGGAAGAAUGUUUGAAGAUGGAAAAUCAAUUGAAGAAGGCUCAUGAGGCAACACUGGAGGCAAGGUCCAGCCAAGAGCUGAGUGAUCGUAUGCAGCAGCUGGAAAGGGAGGUAACGCGGUAUCGGGAAGAAUCUAGCAAGGCUCAAGCUGAAGUGGAUCGUCUUCUGGAAAUCUUGAAAGAGAUGGAAAAUGAGAAGAAUGAUAAGGAUAAGAAGAUAGCCGAACUGGAGAGCCUCACCUCAAGGCAAGUUAAAGAUCAGAACAAGAAAGUAGCAAAUCUGAAGCAUAAAGAGCAAGUGGAGAAAAAGAAGAGUGCACAGAUGCUGGAGGAGGCCAGGAGACGAGAGGAUAAUCUCAAUGACAGCUCCCAACAGCUUCAGGACAAUCUACGUAAAAAGGAUGAUCGGAUUGAAGAAUUGGAAGAGGCACUCAGAGAAAGUGUUCAGAUAACUGCAGAGCGGGAAAUGGUGCUAGCACAAGAGGAGUCAGCCAGGAUCGAUGCUGAGAAACAGGUAGAAGAGCUGAUGAUGGCCAUGGAGAAGGUUAAGCAGGAGCUAGAGUCAAUGAAAGCAAAAUUGUCCUCUACACAGCAGUCCUUGGCUGAGAAGGAAACCCAUUUGACCAACCUACGAGCUGAAAGAAGGAAACAUUUGGAGGAAGUCCUGGAGAUGAAACAAGAAGCCCUUCUUGCUGCCAUUAGUGAAAAAGAUGCCAAUAUUGCUCUGCUAGAACUUUCAUCCUCUAAGAAGAAGACCCAAGAUGAAGUGGCUGCACUGAAACGAGAGAAGGACCGUCUUGUGCAACAGCUCAAGCAGCAGACUCAGAAUCGUAUGAAGCUGAUGGCUGACAACUAUGAGGAUGACCACCUCAAAUCCUCAUCCCAUUCCAACCAAACCAACCACAAGCCCUCCCCUGACCAGAUAAUUCAGCCCCUCUUAGAACUUGAUCAGAAUCGGAGCAAGUUGAAGUUGUACAUUGGACAUCUGACAGCCCUCUGCCAUGACCGUGACCCCCUGAUUCUGCGUGGACUCACCCCACCUGCUUCCUACCACCUGGAUGAUGACCGGGCAGCUUGGGAGAAAGAGCUGCAGAAGAUGACCCAGGAGCAGCUCCAUGUGGAGUUAGAAAAGGGCGAGAAGGAAAGCGUGGAGCUGCAGGAGUUCGCCAAUGCCAUCUUACAGCAGAUAGCAGAUCACUGCCCUGACAUCCUGGAGCAAGUCGUCAAUGCACUUGAGGAGUCGUCAUGACCUCGGCCACUUAGCCUCACUGAGAGCACCCUCGUGGCCAAGCCCAGUCCAGUCCAAGGAGCAAUGAGAGUGGAUAGGAAUGUGAAAGACAGAACAUGGAAUAUAAACUUCUGGUGCACCUUUUACAAAGAAAACAAAAGCAAAAAAAACCCUCUGAAACUACGUGCUCUCUAGGUUCUUCCAGUCUAUGGUUAAUCAGUCAUGUUUCGUUCAUCUGCUCACUGCCUUUCUACUUUAGAAUCUGAUUCCCCAUUGACUUUGUUGAUAGUGACAUUUGGAUACAGCUAACCAGAGCUCUUCCAAGUCUACUGAGCAAAGAAGAGGGGAUCCACUGAAUAUAAGGAGCUCUCGUUCACCAUGAGGUUGCAGAAGGGCAGCCCUUGCCUUCCUUUCAUUCAUUUAUUGCUUCUUUUUUCUUUCUCUUUUUCUUCUUUCACUUUGUUUUGUUGGGGUUUUUUUGUGUUAUGUUGUUGUUGUUGGGGUUUUUUUGUUUCGUUUUUCAUAAAAGCUGAAAGUCUGAAUUUCACAGUGCUAAAACCAAACCUGAGUGUGCUCUGAUUAUGGCUUAUGACUGGCCAGCAUCAGCUAACUCAGGUCUUACUGCCUGUCUCAGUGUUUCAUAUAUUCUUAAAUAACAGAGAGAGGAAAGGAAAGUUUCCCUGUUUCUUCCUUUUAGUCAACUUCAUCUAGCAGCUGGGAAACAAGGUAGGCAUACUGGUACUUUCUGUUUGCUUAACUUGGAUUUUUAUUGUUCGCUGAUCUGACUCAGAAGUGCUGAGUGGGGCAUUUUUUCAGGUAACUGUUUUCAUCGUUGAUUUCUUGGGUUUUUUUUUUAGCUGAGGUUUCUUAUCAUAGGUCUUUGUCUCCUAAGUUCUUGUUUUAUAGAGAGCUCUCUCCCUUCGAGCAGAUGUGGUCAACAGGUCAGAUCCAAGCUUUAACUUGUAUAGUUUGUCCAUUGCCAAUUUUUCAGGCCAUAGCUUUGUGAACACUAGCUCCCUAGUGUAUGAGAAUAGUCUUAGGCAUUUUGUAAAUGAGAAAAUUGCAUCAUUUAGCUUAAAAGUAUAAUUUUAAAGCUAAGUUAGGUAAAUUGGUAACCUAGUUCUUACUGUAAUUGUAAUUUAAUUUAUUUUGGCUUAGCUUAGUUUGACAAGGAAUGAGUUUGAGUUCAGAGCAAUAACCCAUUCUUAUAAAGAAGAGCAUCUUUGCUGGAUUUGGCACCCAGCUGAGAAGAUAAAUAUAAAAAUCACAGCUUUAGUUAAACCAGUGCAAUUCUUAUAUGUAUAUGAGAGGCCUUAGUCUUGUUCCCAUCCAUCUUUGACACUCAUUGAAGCUCCUGCUAAUAGGUAAUAUGACCUGAAAUAGCAGGUUGGUUUGUCAUUGUGGUAGCAAGUCAGAAUCCUAUUUUAUGAGUAGGACUUGGGUGUUCAUUCUUGGUCUAUGCAUUAAUGGGGAGUCACUUUUUUUUUUCCUGGCUACCAAUGGUUAUGUGUGUCUGGGGGCAUCUGCAGGACAGACCCCUUCAACAUCUCCCCUUAUGUUCCUUAAAGGAGUUGUUCCCCUUCAGCUUUCUCAUGUUGCUUAAGAGAACAAGGGGAGGGGAAAGGAGACCAAAUAUCAACACUGCAGUGGAAGAAAUCUUGGUUUUCUAAUCACUAGCUAAUUAUGAAUCCUCUCAGUAAGCCUUCCAUUCAGAGCCUGCAAUUUAAUUCCAUAUGACUUAGUACAUUUUGAGCUUAAUCACUAAACUUAUGCUAAGGAAAAUGUUCCAAGCCCUUUCAGGAAAACUGCAUUUCUUACAUCUUUCAAAUCUACAGCACGGUUCCCUUUCACAGGUCUUUUAGACCUUAUUUGGAUCUUAAGCAGUGACCAACUGCUUCCAAAUAGAAAGGAGAUCAGCAAAAGUUUGAGUAAGGGAAGAUGUACCCUGUCUUUUUUUUCCAACAAGCACUGUAAGUUAGGCAAAAUUGAAACCUUAAAUACCUGUAGACUCUGUUGAAAUCUAACAGAUUUAAAAUAAAUCACAUCCCAAUUCAUUCUCCUGUAAUGAUUCAGCAGAAGGAACUGUAUCCAUAACCAUGGUGACCACUAGGAAGAAAUAUGUAAGUCUCCAAAUAAGAGGUGAUUCACACCUUUUCCAGGUUUUGAACUGCCAGUGCUUUGCAAAUCAGGAUAAGUAACUUUAGUUCUGGCUGUAGUAGCAGCCUGUGUCUCAUCUUUUUUUUGUCAUGGAUGAGGAGGGUCAUGGGAACCUGAAUGUGUGCAUGGAGGGAACACCGGAAGGCAUGUAGACAGUGAGUGUACAUACCACUGAGUCGUGCCUCAUCCCAGAACCACCCCUUUGGUCCCAUUAUUUGAGUCAGCAUGUUUCGAUAGGAGCUGUUGUUUUGAAAUCUUCCCUCUUGCUUUUUCUUCAUCACCCCUAAUUACUCACUCAAGGAAUUUAAUGCCGCCUGUAAAAGCAUCAGAGCCAUCAGCCUAACAUCAUCACACCACCACCACCACUCCUGACUAUCUCAUUAACUUAUAUGGUCAAAUCUCCAGCUGCCCUGGUUCCCUGCUGUAAAACAAUCCCUCCUCUGUGAGAAGCUGUGGAAUUUCCCUUAUCGAUGGUUCAAAUGACUCCCACUUGUAAACCUCUUACUGAGAUGUUCCUUGAUAGCGUUUCUGCUGCAGGCAGGGGGAGGGGAUGGGAACAAGAGGUGAUCACUUAGGGAUGUUAUUUCAAUUCCCCGGUUUUUCUGCAUUGCCCACACAUUGCAGGAAAGCUGCAAGUUUCAGUGCUGGUUCUUCUGCAUCUUUAACUCAGCUGUCAGACUGGGGCUGCAUUUCUGGAGUUAAAAGUGCCCCAGCCAAAGGCACGUUGCUGUCAUGACAGCGUGUGCAGGAUUGGCAGCCAGGUGAAUGUCACUGUUUACAUAUCUCCCAGCCUCUUCCCUGAGAGGAUUUGUCAAGCCUGGCUAGUUUUCACGCUGGCCAUUUGGUCUUUUAUCUCCCAGCCACACACCUGCUGUUUCUCCUGUCUGGAUUGUUGGGCCUUUUCAGUUUUUCUCGUUAACCACUGUUAUCUUCUAAGUCUUCUAGGCUUCCCAUCUUAAACAUUGAUCUUAGACCUCAGUAAAGGGCUUUCAGGGAGAGAGCAGAUCUCAUUUAGGAGCAGACUUGAUCCAACUUAUCUCUAUUGAACUAUUUCAGGUAAUCUCUAUGAACCUGUGUCAACAGAGAUCUUGUCAUAGUGAAUAUAGCUUGAGGAACUGUGUGAUUUGGGAGGUGCUGCUGGCCACAAUUUAACGCUGAAUGUGACCAGUGAAAGCUUUUUCUUUUUGCUUGUGUGGAGUGCCACACCAUUGGCCUUAUGGCAACAAAGGGAUUUUGUUAUCAUAAUCCAUCACAAAAUUGCAUAUUAGGCACAUGGCAGAUGAGCAGUAUGUAUGCACAUACUGUGAUGCUCAUCCAGUUGCCUAACCCAUCGCUGCUCUUCUAAAAUCUUAUACCCAGGUGUCAGCAGCCAGGCAAAUGCAGUUUCCUAGCACACAAGUCCUACAAAGCAGCAGCUCUGGGAAAUUCAGGGACCCUUCCCAGGGAGCCUGGGGAAACUUGCUUUUCCUUCUCCUGUUGAAUGGUGUUCCAUUUGCUUCGGGAACUGUGAAAGUUUUAAUUACUCUAAAGUGUUUUGUUUUUUUUUCUUUCAAGCUGUCAUUUCUAGAGAAACUGAGAGAUGUAAGGACUUGAGGAGCUAUCUUCAGAAAAUUAGAUAGGUCAUUUGAGCUGGGUUUGGGCUAAAAAAUAACUCAAGCUUGAAGCCCACAUACAGGGUAAAAGCUGACACCCCAGCCAUGCUUGUUCAUUACGUUCACAAGUCCCAGUACAUCUUUUCCUCUGAAUCCAGCUUCAUGUAAAACACUAAAAGGACAUUACAACACUAGAAUUGCAGGGUGAGGACAUGAGCACUGUUUGCAAUUGGAAGAAGAAUUGCUUGGCGUGCUCCCAAACGAAGCUCUGAGCUUCUAGUAUUCUCUCUCAUUUUGACUGCCUUUAACCAGCUUUCCCUCUAGAAAAUGCCAAACCCUCUUUAGAGUAUCUGAUUUUUGCCAAGUCCAGGGGAUGGAUGGUGAAGGUUUGACGUGAUGUACAAAACUGUGUGUGCAGUUUCUGGUUGCAGGCCUGGAAUAUCCCUUCUCUAACCAAUCAUGUUGGUACUUCAGGGCUCUCGGUAUUUUGCACAAGGGAGCAUUAAUGUCAUAAGUCUCAUAGAUACAUGUUUCGCAAACCAAAGGGGCACCACUUUUCAUUUGCCCUGUAAUUCCCACCCAUUCUGCUGCUAACGCUCAAUUUGUUGGGAAACUUCUACAACAGGUAGAAGGUUGACAGGGUUGAGUCCCCACUCCUGUACUAAUUACCAGUCGUUGCCGCUGCAGGGGUCUUUUUGCAAAGGACAUUGAGAGUCACGUGCUGAUACCAUUUUAAAGCAAAAACGUCACUGUGUGAGUAGUGUGUGUAGUCCUCAAAUGGCUCCAAUGAAAUGCAAAAGGGAAAUAGUACAGUCAAGGUGUCUGAUGUUUAAGGAAGCCUCUACUCAGCUCAACGCCCGCACGGAAAGAGGGAAUGGGAGAGGAUGUGGAAGGCUGUGGAUAACUAACACUGCCCCAGCGAAGCUGGUGGGGUGGGAGGGUCAGGCAGGGGGCAUCACCCUUGGCAAGGCCAGCUCUGCCAGCCUGUCUUGUCAGCAUGGCAAGAAAGAGUGUCAGGGGGGUUUUAAACAAAAUAAUGUUUUUAAUUGUUUUUUUCCCACAUAAAUGGAAGGAACCUUACGCAACAGCAAAUCUUUCUGAACAAAAUGGCUGUGUCUGCUGAGUAUUUUAAAAAAAAGAAAAAAAAAGAAAAAAAAAAAAAAGAAAAACUGUUUCAAGACUUUUUAGUGUCAAAAGCAUAAACACAGAAAUCCUGACUUUUUCCAGUGUGUGUGGUGAGUGCUGUAACCCUGUCAUCAGUAUCUCUCCUGACUUUUUCAGGGGUGUUCUUUCCUGUUUUGUUUUCUGCUUGUCGAUAUUGUCUGUGUGGUCCUAAGGCUGGGGCAGUUACCAACAAUGUGUGUCUGUUGUCGGAUUAAAAAAAGAUAGUAGUAGAACUGAAAAAGAUGUGUUUUAAAAUAUAUAUAAAAAAUAAAUUUCAUCAAAAGGAAUUCAAGUAAAAGAAGCAACAAAGCCGUGACUCCUCCUCUUGGGAUUGUACGGAAAAGGAUUUGUGGGCUUAUAAUUAUAACCAGUUGCCUUUCACAGGCUUUUGAGGUCCAAGGCAGCUUGGCCUCUUAGGAAAUGUUACAAACCCUGUAUAAAUUCCUGCUUUCCCAGGUUUAUACUGUACGUGUGUAAUACAGAAAUGGGCAGAAUGAAACUAUUUUUGGAAAUCAGUCUUUUCUGGUAACAGUUAUCAACACUAGGUGUCCAUUAAGAUAAGAACCACUGAUGUAAAUGGGCCAUAUGCUUUGUCCAGACCUUCCUUGUCUUCUCAGUCACACCCGUCGAUACCAGGGACACGUGCAAGUGCAGAUCAGCUGGUGCAGGUGGUUGUGUGUAGGUCCAUUAUCAAAGUUGUGUUUCUUUUUGUUGGGUAGUGGUCACGCAGGUGCUGUGGGUUAUGGUCCAGGAGAGGACUAGCAGUCACCUUCUGCUGUGCUUGCAUCAAAGACUUGCACUGCCUAGAAUGAACAACGUGAGGCUAAAUGAGAACAUAACGUGAACAAAAAGAGCCACGCAAGUCACUUCACCUGUCAGACUGGGUAAAGAAUUUCACUAAAAGAAUGUAUUUUAAUAUCAAAGUAUGCUGUUUGUCCCUGUUUUGCACUUCUAAAGUGGAUCUUGAAAAUUAAGUCAAUCAGUUUUGGUUUUAAAUAAAUGUUUCCACUUUAGGUUUUCAGUGCUUUCAUGGGGCUUUUAGUUCAAAACAUUGUUUUUCAUUUGGAAACUGGCAAAAAAAAUUUGAUCUAUCAGUCACAGGUAGUCUUAUUUGUUCUAAAAUGUAGUUAUUUAAAAGCCAAAUUUGAUGCUAAAUUUUACACGUAGGCAUGGCUCCUUUAAUCUACCCCAUCUUCCCAGCUCUCUGUGAACACUGCCAAGUCUCUGUCUGCCCGGUGCCUGCCCAGGGACAGCUGCAUUGGGCCCUUUCUGACACACUUGUUACAGUUUAUCUGGGGAGGCUUUAGUGGCAGAUAUCUUUUAUCUGUUCAAAUGCUGAGGGAGGAUAAAUCAAAUGGGACCACGAACAGGGGGGUGAUUUCUGUGCUAGCCUAACCGUGCUGCUCAAGCCCACUAAAACACUACCUUGCCAUUUCCCUCCAAGCCGGUAAAUGAGGAGAGCCGCACGCUGGGUUCACAAACUGUUUGUGGGGUUAAAAGAAAGUAUGUGGGAUCCUCCAUCCACUCCACAGACUCAAAUGCCUCAUUUGCUUUGAAAGAGAUGUGUUGCACUUUAGCAGAGGAGGAGACAGGUUUUGGGGAUGUGAUCUAGAGUACUUGAAUUCCUUUUUGAAAUAACAGCAGCGGGAGACAUUGAUGUCUGUGAUGCAAGUGCACACGCUGCCUUCAACUUGUAUGUGUUUUAUUGCUGGAGUCAUGUUACUGACAGGAUAAUGAAAUUGCAAAGAAAAUGUGUUAUAUUCAACUUUGCCUUGAUAAUAUAAACACUUUGUUCAUUUUUUUUUUCUUCUUUUUUUAUUCACAGACUAAGUUCAUCAGGAAAUUAUAAAAUUAUUUAAAAAUUC
This is a messenger RNA of Apus apus (common swift), 10341 nucleotides long. It is a transcript of the gene ERC1, whose product is annotated as ELKS/RAB6-interacting/CAST family member 1. Gene Ontology annotation, cellular component: cytoskeleton of presynaptic active zone. Bases 219 to 3584 code for a protein of 1121 amino acids. Lineage: Eukaryota; Metazoa; Chordata; Aves; Apodiformes; Apodidae. Gene Ontology annotation, biological process: maintenance of presynaptic active zone structure; neuromuscular synaptic transmission; regulation of synaptic plasticity. The record is from RefSeq and is a predicted model, not a curated record. Gene Ontology annotation, molecular function: structural constituent of presynaptic active zone. The transcript has 20 exons.